CAACCUUAAAUAAUCUGUCUGUGUGGUAAUGCCAUGCCUGCCCUCACCUCCUUAGCUUUUUCCCCAAUUUCAUAUCAACCGCUGAAAGUGCAUGACACCUACCCAACAUAUCUAAGUUGACCUUACUGGGCAUUAUUUUUAUAUAUUUAUUUUUUGGUUUGUUUCAUAAUUUCUCUCCUUCAGAAAUGUAUAAUUAUUAUCCCCUUAUAGAGUGACGACUUACUGCUACAAGUAAACACACAUCAAAAGAUGAAGUUUAUGAAGAUUGGAACAAGACCAGAUACCUUUUACACUGAAGAUGGUACUAGGACAAUAAGUUCAGAUGUGCCGAGUGAUCUUACUAUCAAAAUCAACAACAUGGCCUAUCAUCUUCACAAGGAUCCACUGCUUCCUAAGUGUGGGCUCUUACAGAGACUGGUCUCAAAUCGCGCACAAGAUCCGGACGAUGAUAUCAGCCUGGAACUGCACGAUACGCCCGGGGGCGAAGAGGCUUUCGAGGCGUGCGCUAAGUUCUGCUACGGGAUAACCAUAAACGUGAGCGCCCGAAACUUCGUCCCUCUUUUCUGCGCCGCGAAAUUCCUUAGAAUGACGGGGGCAUUCGAGAAGGGGAACUUGGUCCCGAAGCUCGAGGCGUUCUUUGCCUCGUGCGUUCUCAAAGGCUGGAAGGAUUCGAUUUUCGCCCUCGAGACGACCCCGAAGCUGGCUGAGUGGGCAGAAAACCUCGGGGUCGUCAGGAAGUGCACAGACUCUGUGGUGGAGAAAAUCUUAACCCCUCCUGCGGAGGUCAGGUGGUCCUACACCUACACCAGGCACAGGAGGGGUAAAACGAGGCGCGGAGCUAAAUCUCCACCGCCCAGAGAUUGGUGGACGGAAGAUCUCUCCGCGCUCGACAUAGACCUCUUUAAAUGCACGCUCACUGCGGUGAAAUCAUCGGGCGCUUUCCCGCCACAGCUCAUCGGCGAAGCCAUACACGUCUACGCCACCCGGAAGCUACCCGACGCCACAAAGACAACGAGAUUCUCUCCAUCGACGUCAUCGAGAAACCCGCAGGCAAUUCUCGAGACCAUCGUGGACUUGAUCCCGACAGAAGCAGGAUCAGUCUCACUUAGAUUCUUGCUGAGGCUUCUUAGCGCCGCUAACCACUUGGGAGCAUCACCUGCAACGAAGGAGCAGCUCCUCCGGCGAUCGGGGGAGCAACUCCCCGAGGCACGGGUGAGCGACCUGCUCGUGCCAGCGCCUCUGCAGCCAGAAGAGGAUGGAAACUGGGGCUUGGAGACCGACACCGCACAGACAGACGGACGCCGGGGCCGAGACGUUGAGCUAGUCGGGGUUGUUUUGGAGAGUUUCUUGAGGCAGUGGAGAAGGGGACGACAGCUGGGAUCGGGUGGCGAAGAAGAGAGCGAUCAACGGCUGAGAUCAAUCAGGAAGGUGGGAAGGUUGAUUGACUGUUAUGUGGGAGUUCUUGCAAGGGAUCGUCCUAGAGUCCCAGUUGAGAAAUUGGUGUUUUUGGCUUCGGCUGUUCCAGACAUUGGAAGGCCUCUUCAUGAUGAACUUUACCAUGCAGUAAAUACUUAUCUUAAGGUGCAUCCUGAGCUAAGCAAAGCCAAGAAGAAGAGACUCUGCCGCGUUCUGGACUGCCGGAAGCUAUCACCGGAGGUGCGGGCCCACGCGGUGAGGAACGAGCGGCUGCCGCUGAGAACCGUCGUGCAAGUGCUCUAUUUCGAGCAGGAAAGAGGCGCGCAACUCCACGCACGGCCACGUGCGGCAGAUGAGAAGGAUGGUAGCGGUUCCUGAUGAUGAAAUAUAGAUAAAUCAAACAGAUAAAAGGGAAAGAAUAAGCAUAUAAUAUUGCUUAGGAUCAAAGAACACUGCUUAAGCAUAUAGUAUUGGGAAAGAAAUUCAUGUGUUUUCAUUGAUUAUGUGUAUAUUCAAUUCCCUUGCUGAAAAAAAAGGUAUCUUAGCACCAAAAGGUUUUCAUCAAUAAUAUUCAAUCCCCUUGCUGGAAAAAAAAAGAAGAUAUCCUAGCAUCAAAUGGUUUGUAUGUGAGAAACUUUAAAAGAAAUUAUUAUGUUUGGA
Molecule: messenger RNA, 2076 nt
Organism: Cuscuta campestris
Lineage: Eukaryota; Viridiplantae; Streptophyta; Magnoliopsida; Solanales; Convolvulaceae
Source: the annotation of a GenBank genome assembly